AUUUCAUUACCGAGCUUAAAAUUCACCAUCUUUAUUAAUUUAUCACUACUCACGAUGACUUGGUAGUCAAUUGUUCUACAAAAGGUGGUUGUGUUCCAUAGACUGGAAAAAAUAUAAAAUUGGGCUAAUUUGCAUCUCUCUGAAUAUGAAUGGUUUGCAUAAUUACUGAUGAAGGAAGUACUGAUGGAAUGGUUUAUGGUGUUUUACAGAUUUCCACGGAAGGUUUGAUUGUACUCCCUUCAGAGCCAGGGCUUGUUACAUUUGAGAGUGCAAGCAGUUCAAGGUCCUGUUCUGGUAUUGAUUACACGAGUGUUGUCAGAAGUAGGAGUGCUGGACGUGUUGAGAGGAGUCUUAAACUGGCCAGAAAAAAAGAGCUGGAAGGUGAAAUUUCCAGGCGAAACAGUACUGGUGCAGAGAUUGUUGUUAAUAAUGAUUCUAUCAUUUCAAAUCUCGGGAGAUUAAAACUUACUAACCAAGGUCAAGAAAUGGAAAGCCCUACAAAGACCGACAUUGAGUUGUCAUCAGACAGUGAUAAGGACAAGUGUGGGCCAAGUGAUCCAAGUGAUAAAGUUCAAGAGGCUCCUGUUGAACUGAAAGGAGAGUUUCUUAUGGCUGUCAUGGAUGAAAACUAUGGAAAGGCCAAGGAAAUCUGCCACCAAAUUUUGUUGCUGGAGCCAGACAAUAAAACAUGCAGCGAAUUCCAUGCUGUGAUUGUGGAAAAAAUGCAGCAAGAUGCAGCUGAUGAGGACAAAAAUAGUAGUGACGAAGACAAUGAUAGCAGUAGAAGUAGUUAUAGUAGUAGUACAGAAAGUAAUGAAUCAGGUGAAGAAGAUAAAAGUCAAGAGAGUGAUUAUGAAAACAGUGAAGAUGACGAUAGUGAUAACGGCGAAAGCAGUUCUGAUGAAGAUUUCACUCCCCCAUCAGGUCCCAUUAACCUAAUCAUGGGCGGUCUUCCUAUCAGACCCCAGAGCAGAUGAUAGAGUGUAACAGACUGUUUCAGCAACCGCUUUGUGAUCGUUUACCAGUAUCCUAAAGUAGUCUUCGAUUGAGUAGUGAGAGUAAUUAACGUGUUGUUACUUGUUGUAAACAUUUAUAGGAAGCUAUGCUUUCUCUUUGCCAACCAUGCGGAGAACAAAACAGCUUUAUUAGAAUUGUCACCACUGUAAUACGUUACAGUUUACCUUGUUGCUAGAUUACGCUAUCACCAUUUGUUAUUAUUUGCCUGCCAAAAUGCAAUUUGAUUGUGAUACAGUGUUUAUACAACUGGU
Orbicella faveolata is the source of this 1268-nucleotide messenger RNA. RefSeq lists its product as uncharacterized. The record is from RefSeq and is a predicted model, not a curated record. NCBI's taxonomy places the organism in Eukaryota, Metazoa, Cnidaria, Anthozoa, Scleractinia, Merulinidae.